Coccidioides immitis RS is the source of this 3595-nucleotide messenger RNA. Its product is annotated as DEAH-box RNA helicase. Gene Ontology annotation, molecular function: ATP binding; RNA binding. The record is from RefSeq and is a predicted model, not a curated record. The coding region runs from base 23 to 3595 and encodes 1190 amino acids. Lineage: Eukaryota; Fungi; Ascomycota; Eurotiomycetes; Onygenales; Onygenaceae. Gene Ontology annotation, cellular component: nucleolus; intracellular anatomical structure. The transcript has 2 exons. Gene Ontology annotation, biological process: maturation of SSU-rRNA from tricistronic rRNA transcript (SSU-rRNA, 5.8S rRNA, LSU-rRNA).
GUAACUCUCUCUACUCUUCAAAAUGCCGAAAUUCGUUCCAAGGCAACGGAAACAUAAAGUUCUAGCUAGGGAGGGCAAAGCAGCUCUCCCACAAGAGGAUACAAAUGCCGCCGAAGUCCUGCCAGUUUCAAAGGUGGAGAGGGAAGAAAAGUUGAGACUUCUGAGGGAAGAAUUGAGAGCGCAACAGCCGAAAAUAUCUGGCAAGAAGCAGAAGCGCCUGGAUAAAUAUAUUGAAAACAAAUUAAAAAAGGACGAGAAUCAGGCACUUAUCAAGAAGCUCGCCAAAUCCAAGAUAGAUACCUCUCAGCUUCAGAGCUCACGGAACCUAGGCAAGAAAAAGAAAGAAACCCACUUCCGAAAUGGAGCGCAUGAGGAAACCGUCAGCGCCGGAGGGCCGAAGUCUACACAAGAAAGUACUGGCGAAACUGAUUCUGAAGAUGAGGCCAUCCUCUGUGCAGGGAAGAAUUUUAGGGAUGUCCUGGCUUCAGCCGUCGCUCCAAAUGUACGAAUGGGAAGUGGUUUAAAGCGGCCUUUGGAGAUUGGCCCAGAUGGUUACCCUAUACUCAAGAAGCGGAAGAAACGUGUCCGAAAAUUUGAGCCAGUCGAGCAGGAUGAGCCCGAGUGGGAAGGGUUCGAUUCUGAGGAUUCAGCGUCACAAUCGGCCGCGGUUGAAGACGCAGAGCCAAAUGCAGAUGAAAAGGCGAGCAGUGACUAUGAUGAAGAAGGAGUGUCUGGAGAUGAUUCUACGUCCGAUGAUGAGAGCAGCGAUGAGGACGAUGAAACCUCUGCUGGGUUGGAAAACGAGGGGACAUUGAAGAAAAAGAUUCGUCCGCGACAGUCUGCAUUCAAGGCCUGGGCUGUGCAGCAAAUCAACGACGCCGCUGGUUUCAAGCCAACACACCACCUCCCUGCCCCCAUUCCGGAAGAAGUGUCGCAAGCAAUUAAGGAGACGAGGCCUACCGUUCAAGUUGAAGAUGAGCCUUUACCGCCAGAACUUCAAAUAAGCCAGGCAAAUCUCGACAGAAAAGCCUUUUCUGUGAACGUUAGCCGCCCCGAUGACAUCCAGGAAGCUCGUCUAAAGCUGCCAGUAGUCGGAGAAGAGCAAAAAAUCAUGGAGGCCAUCCAUAACAAUUCAUGCAUAGUGAUAUGGGGAGCAACAGGAAGUGGAAAAACCACUCAACUUCCACAGUUUCUAUUUGAAGCAGGGUAUGGAAACCCAGAAAGUGACAAUCCCGGCAUGAUAGGUGUAACACAACCGAGAAGGGUCGCAGCGGUCAGUAUGGCGAAACGAGUGGGUGAGGAAUUAGGGCAGUUUUCCGAUCGAGUGUCUUAUCAAAUUCGAUUUGACAGCACUGUAUCCACCAAGACUGCAAUCAAGUUCAUGACAGACGGUGUCUUGAUACGAGAAAUAGCGCAAGAUUUCUCGCUGUCCAAAUACUCCAUUAUAGUGAUUGACGAAGCUCACGAGCGAAGUGUGAAUACUGAUCUACUCAUUGGUAUGGUCAGUCGAAUAGUGGACCUGAGGAAAUCCAUGAGUGCAGACAAUCCAUCCGUAAGACCGCUGAAGCUGGUCAUUAUGUCUGCUACCCUCCGAAUAUCAGAUUUCAUCCAAAACCCGAAUCUGUUCAAACAGGGAACACCGCCCUUAGUUCAAGCAGAGGGUCGCCAGUAUCCUGUCACUGUCCACUUUGCACGCCGGACUCACCGAGAUUACGUCGAAGAGGCAUACCGCAAGAUCUGCAGAGGUCAUAGAAAACUUCCUCCAGGCGGCUUUCUUGUUUUCUUAACCGGCCAGGGCGAGAUCAAGCUGCUCGCAAAGAGACUCAGGCAAGCAUUAAAGUCCACCCAUGAAUCCGAUGGUUUACAGGCAAAGGUUCAAAUAUCCGCCGCAGAAGCAUCUAUAGAAGCUGAAGAUAUUGAGCUUGGUGAAGAACAUUUGAGGCUUGAGGGCGAAGAAGACGAUGCAAGUGAUAUCGAAAUCGAAGGACUCGACGAUAAUGAGGACGAAGAUGAGUUUGAUCAAGAAGAGGGGGCAAUGGAUUCAACGACCAAAGUCCAUAUCCUGCCUCUGUACUCACAACUGCCAACGAAAGAACAGCUCAGAAUAUUCGAACCGGUGCCAGAAGGCUCGAGACUUAUAGUAUUAGCGACAAACGUUGCUGAGACUAGUUUGACUAUCCCUGGAAUCAGAUAUGUCUUUGACUGUGGUCGAUCCAAAGAGAAGCAGUAUGAUACUUCUACAGGCGUACAGAGCUUUCAAAUUGGAUGGAUCAGUAAAGCCAGUGCUAGUCAGCGUGCUGGACGCGCUGGUAGAACUGGGCCUGGUCAUUGCUACAGGCUAUAUUCCUCGGCGCUGUACGAGGAAGCAUUCCAAGAAUAUACCGAGCCGGAAAUCCUUCGGACGCCGAUAGAGGGCGUAGUUCUGCAAAUGAAAUGUAUGGGAUUGCAUCAUGUCAUUAAUUUCCCAUUCCCAACACCACCAAAUCGUGCUGCGCUAGCUAAAGCGGAAAGUUUGCUUCGGUAUCUCGGCGCGUUGGCAUCGGACGGUCAAAUAACAGACAUUGGUCGCCACUUAACAUUAUAUCCACUGAGCCCAAGGUUUGGCAAGAUGCUGUAUAUCGGUCACCAGCAUGGCUGUAUGCCCUACGUUAUUGCGAUGGUCGCAGCUCUAGCUGUCUCAGACUUAUUCAUUCAAGAAAGCCAACUUGAUUUGUCACCUUUGUCCAGGGAUGAUGAUAAGAAAGUGUAUACUAAUGCUGACCGACUUGAAGACACCGCUAGAGAGCACCGAAAGAAAGCUUACCACAAAGCUCAUCGCAUUUUUAGCAAGUAUGACGACAAAGCUGAUACUUUGAAGUUCCUUGCUGCGGUUUGCGCAUACGCAUACGCCCCCGAUGGAGAGACAUUCUGCUCACAGAUGUUCCUCCGUUCGAAUGCAAUGAAAGAAGCCGCUCAGCUCCGUCGCCAAUUAUCAGAGUUGGUCCGCGUGAAUAAACCUGGUUUGCUUGGUUCCUUCGAAUCUCGCCUGCCCGAGCCAUCAGACAAGAAAAUCCGAGCGUUAAAGCAAAUAACUGCAGCGGGUUUCAUUGAUCAAGUAGCAAUUCGUGCAGAUACAGCACCCGUACCUCCAGUAAUGGAACGGAAGCCAAAACGAGCCAUUGAUGUUCCCUACUUUACCCUCUUCGCAUCCCGAGAGGGACGGGCAAAGGAGUUAGAAGAGAAAGCUGUAUAUCUUCAUCCUUCAUCCAAUUUGGCCAAACUGUCACCCAACGAACUUCCUCAAUAUCUGGUGUACUCACACCUACAGCAAUCAACGCCGACGUACAUUGGUGACGUUCCCAAAGUACGCAUGUUCCCCUUGACCCCGGUCAGUGGUUUGCAAUUGUCGGCGUUAGCACAGGGUACGCCGCUAAUCCAAUAUGGAAAACCUAUUGGAAAGACGGAUUCUCUGGGAGGUGCACCCGAGAGAAGGGAAUGCUGGGUCAUCCCUUCAAUGGUUGGAGAGCCCGGGAGCGUAGGAUGGCCUCUACCCGCAAAAAAGGUAAUUCAAAAGAAGGAUAGAAAAGAAGGAUGGGUGAUCGAACGAUUUGUUUAG